Messenger RNA from Perognathus longimembris pacificus (Pacific pocket mouse), 4406 nucleotides. It is a transcript of the gene Gmeb2, whose product is annotated as glucocorticoid modulatory element binding protein 2. Gene Ontology annotation, molecular function: DNA-binding transcription activator activity, RNA polymerase II-specific; RNA polymerase II cis-regulatory region sequence-specific DNA binding. Gene Ontology annotation, biological process: positive regulation of transcription by RNA polymerase II. The transcript is spliced from 10 exons. The coding region runs from base 564 to 2156 and encodes 530 amino acids. Gene Ontology annotation, cellular component: nucleus. The record is from RefSeq and is a predicted model, not a curated record. Lineage: Eukaryota; Metazoa; Chordata; Mammalia; Rodentia; Heteromyidae.
GGUCAACCUGGAACUUGUGAUUCUCCUACCUAAGCCUCCCUAGUACUGGGGUUACAGGCAUGCACCAUUACACACAGCUGACUGUGCACUUUGAACCCCUCCUGUGCUGUGCUCAGUUCAGUUUUCAGAGCCUCUGUGGUGCUUCUCUGUGGUGGAGGCACCAUCUGGGGUCUGUCUGAGAGGUGAGUGUGGUCUGCCAUGCAGGGUUAGGACCAUCUCAGUAUGGCCCGUGUGUUCUCAUGCAGCUGUGUGCACACCUGACUGCACUUUCCUCCUAUCCACAAUGCUUUUUCUUGCCCUGUGGUUGUUAUGUAUGCUUCAGCAUCUUGUGACUGAGUCCCCCCUGGGCCAGGACGGGAUGGAGAGUGAGCAUGCUUGGACCCACACCAGACCUAUGCCCUAGAGUCAGGAGGGAAGCCUUUUCUCCUGACUUGGGUGCCACCAUCGCAGAGCUGGAAAAAGGGCUUGAGUUUGCCUAAAGGCAGGACCAGCAGGGGGGGAAAAGGACUUGGGACCCUGGAGGAGUGUCACUGCUAACCCUGGGUGUCCUAUUUGACGAAGCCAUGGCAACCCCAGAUGUGAGUGUCCACAUGGAGGAGGUGGUGGUUGUGACGACUCCAGACACCGCGGUUGAUGGCAGUGGUGUGGAAGAGGUGAAGACAGUGCUGGUAACAACGAACCUGGCCCCUCAUGGGGGCGACCUCACAGAAGAUAACAUGGAGACAGAGAACGCAGCAGCUGCAGCUGCAGCAGCCUUCACAGCCUCCUCACAGCUCAAGGAAGCAGUGUUAGUGAAGAUGGCUGAAGAGGGGGAGAACUUGGAAGCUGAAAUUGUAUACCCCAUCACCUGUGGAGAUAGCAGAGCCAACCUUAUCUGGAGAAAGUUUGUCUGUCCUGGCAUCAAUGUGAAAUGUGUUCAGUAUGACGAGCAUGUGAUCAGCCCAAAGGAGUUUGUGCACCUGGCAGGGAAGUCCACCCUGAAGGACUGGAAGAGAGCCAUCCGAAUGAACGGUAUCAUGCUCAGGAAGAUCAUGGACUCUGGAGAGUUGGACUUCUACCAGCACGAUAAAGUAUGUUCCAAUACCUGCCGCAGCACCAAGAUUGACCUCUCUGGGGCCCGCGUGUCCCUUAGCAGCCCCACAUCUGCCGAGUACAUCCCGCUCACACCAGCUGCAGCUGACGUGAAUGGCUCACCUGCCACCAUCACCAUAGAGACUUGUGAGGACCCUGGUGACUGGACCACAGCCAUUGGAGAUGACACAUUUGCCUUCUGGCGGGGGCUGAAGGAUGCCGGCUUGCUGGAUGAGGUUAUACAGGAGUUCCAGCAGGAGCUGGAGGAGACCAUGAAAGGCCUGCAGCAGCGAGUGCAGGACCCCCCAUUGCAGCUGCGAGAUGCUGUUCUCCUCAACAACAUCGUGCAGAACUUUGGCAUGCUGGACCUGGUGAAGAAGGUGCUGGCCAGCCACAAGUGCCAGAUGGACCGCUCACGGGAGCAGUAUGCCCGGGACUUGGCAGCCCUGGAGCAGCAGUGUGAUGAACACCGCCGCCGCGCCAAGGAGCUGAAGCACAAGUCCCAGCACCUCAGCAAUGUGCUCAUGACGCUGACCCCUGUCUCCCUGCCAUCCCCCAUGAAGCGGCCCCGGCUCGCACGGGCCACAUCUGGACCAGCUGCCAUGGCCUCACAGGUGCUUACACAGUCUGCACAGAUUGCCCUUGCCCCGGGCAUGCCCAUGUCCCAGCUGACGAGCGUGCCACUUGGCAAGGUGGUGUCUACGCUGCCCUCCACAGUCCUGGGAAAAAGCUCCCCUCAGGCACCCCCAGCCAGUUCACCAGCCUCCCCACUUCUUGGGGGCUACACAGUCCUGGCUUCCUCAGGCUCUACCUUUCCCAGCACAGUAGAGAUCCACCCAGACACGUCCAGCCUCACGGUGCUGAGCACAGCUGCCAUGCAGGACGGGAGCACAGUGCUGAAGGUGGUCAGCCCGCUGCAGCUACUCACCCUGCCUGGCCUGGGCCCCACCCUGCAGAGCGUGGCCCAGGCAUCAUCCGCAGGCAGCACGAUUGUGACAGUGCCCACGGCGGCUGCCCCAGGGCCUGAGGAACACGCGGCCACCAUUGAGGUGGCUGCUGUGGCGGGGGACCACGAGCAGAAGUAGCUGGCAGAGGGGGCGAGGCCCCAGGGUGGAUGGACUGGCUGCCUCUCUUCAGGCCGCUGCAGGCAGAGGCCGCGGGACUGGCUCGGCACAGGCAGGUCUCAUGGGCUGAACCAAAGAGAGGAAUUGCCAGGUGAAUCAAGAGAAGAAAAAAAGAAAAGGGACAGAGUGAUGCCAGCAACCUGGAAAACCAGUCUUCAAGUUCAAAACUUACUCCCCUUUUUUCUUGGGAAAUAUACUUUUCCAUCUGUUGCUUAUUAUCCUGUUUACACAUUGGGCCUUGAACAGGAGGUGGGGGACAAGGACCAAGAGGAGGCCUGGGUGCACCCAGUGAAGCGGCAGACCUGAGGUGGCGGCGCCUGAGACCCUGUAGUUACGGGUGGCACCAAAGCCCAGCUGAGGCCUGGUGCGCCCCUGCCAGGCCUUCUGGGGCACAUUACUGACACAUGUCUUGGGGACUGUACCCAAGUGUGGUAACCCAUGGAUCCUAUGGAUUUGGUUUCUUCCCACAGUUUUCUGUAGGUUUAGUGUGGCCAGUGCCCACUCUCCUGCUGGUGUGGGAACAUGCCCCCAGAGCUGGGGUGCAGACCCCAGGUGGGGCCCCCUCUCCUCUCCCUACAGGUGCUCAGGUGUGGUCUGGGCGCCUUUGCACAUGGGUUGCAGGUGUUUUUAAGUGAAUUCCUUAGUAGGCUUCUAGGAAGAAUCAAAUUUAUAGCAUUUUCAACCAAAAUAAUGCUGAGUGCCUAGGCUUCCCAAGUUGGCUCUGGGAGGGACCAUCGGUCCUGUAUGUGCACUAGUCAGGUGCCCGAGAUCCUGGGCAGAGCUCUUCCCAAGACGAAGCUUUGUGGAGGGUUUCUGUGGGGGUAUGCCUUCAGACUUGGGGUGGCUUGGAAGGCCUCUGGUGUGCAGCUUUCUGUUGGAGCUCCCGUAAUAGCCCUCAUCUCCCUGAGUCACCCUAGGGGUAGAACAGAGACCCCCAAGCUGACACUCAGUGUUUCCUGUCCCCAGAAACAUCGCCAGGCCAUGUGGGGAGGCUGCCCAGACCGUGUUCAGAACAAGUGAGGAGAGGGGGGACCAGGAUGCUCAAGGAAGAGUAGGUGGGAGGUGGGAAAGGCCAUCCUAACAGGCCAGAGGGCCCUUCUUCAGGAAGAAUGGAACCUAGCCUAUUGUAGGGUGUCUUAGACAGAUCCUUGAGCUUGUCUCUAGACAUUCCUGCUGGUUCUGUGUCAGCUGAAGAUCUUCCUCUCUGGGGCUUUACAGUGGGAGAGGGCCUGAUAUUCCAUUCAUUGCUUUGAAGGGAACUGGCCAUCCUUUUGUCUGUCCAUCCAUCCCUUUUAACUGCCCAGACCUCACCCCCACACCUUUGCUGUGACCAGGGCUCCCUACUGCCUUCCCCACACUGUGUCAAGCUACUGAGGUUCUAUCUCUUGUUUUCCUUCUGUUAUAUUAUUGUUCACUGUGGUCAUGAUCAGUUGGUUUUGGCUGAUGUUUACCUGUUUGUGUACAUAUUCCUUUUAAAACACUUUUUUUUGUUGUUGUUGCAAGCCCUGUUUCAUGUGGCACUUUGUCCCUAUGGGCAUCAAGAGGGCCUGCAGAGUGGGUGCUGCCCAGCAAGCACUUCAGUCCCCACCCCACCUGCUCCGAUCAGAUUAGACACCAUCACCAAUAAAACACCUCCUGCCCUGGGGACCAGUGACCUUGCAGAGGCUUUCCUUGCUCUGUCUUUGGAGUUGUGGGUUGGACAAGAUUGGGACAUUUUCAGCCUUUACCCCUUAGUCCAUGGAGGUACUGGAAGAUGAAGUUAACUUCAGAGCCAUAUAAAAAAAGCCCCAAACCAGCUUUGGAAUUGAUUCCCAGUUCCUCUGACCCUUGUAGCCACUCACAGACAUCUCUCCAGCCUAGCCUCGUGGGCUGUUCCUGGCAAGGGAAGAGAGGGAACCCAGCACUAGGGGAGGAGUUGUGGACAGUGCCCCACCACUUGCUUGUGCCUGCCUCCUGCAGGUCCUGCUGGCUCCUCAGGGUCGCUGGCCCCCCUGCAGGGCUGGCCAGGCCUCUGGAGAGAAAAAGCCUUCCUGUCACUUGCAGACACGGGUGUUCAUGGCUGCCUUCUGUUUGGGUUUUGCAGAGGGUACAAGCUUCUCCUUGGGCUUGUCAGGGGCACUGGGAAAAGCAGUGUUUGAGUUCCACUUUGUGUGUUGUUUUUGCAAGUAUCUGCUUGGUACUUUAAUUUGAAAUAAAAACUUUUUUUCCUAA